AUGGAACUCUCCGAGGAAUGGAAAUCGUUCCUCCCAGUAGGUUCCUCCACCGUUUCCCCUCUUCAUCUGUCCAAUUCCCCUUCUCUCCCUCUCGGUCCUCUUCUCUUCAACCCUAACCCUAACUCUCUCUCUCUUCUCUUUUCUUCCCCCUCUCUCUUACCCUCUCUCCACCUCCCUCCCCAUCUCUUACCCUCCCGUUUCCUUCUCUCAUCUCACCCUCCUUCCAUUCUCCCCUCCACCGCUUCAUCCGUUGCCUCCCUCUUCUCCUCCCCUAACCAAAACGACGCCGCUUCCCCCUUCCUCCGUAAUCGCCUCCACCUCCUCACCUACCCCCACCGCCCUUAUGCCCUCCUUUUCUUCCCUGCCGGUGACAACGACCACAAGCUCGCAUUUUUCACGCUCCGUUUCAAGGACUCGCGCUUCCACAUUCAACUAGACACCAACCACGACGUUUUUUAUGCCUCUAUCGGCUCCGCGCACCGUAUUUUGAACAUUUCGAUUAACCCUAUUGCUGAUUUUGGUUUCACUGUUAAUGAUGACGACGACGAUGAUCCUUCUCGUGUUAUCGGGUAUUUGCUGGCUACUACUCUCUAUUCCGUUCACUGGUUCGCUGUGAGGCAUAAUCAAAUUUUGGAUAGACCUAGUGUGGUUCGUUUGGGUGGUAAGAUUUUUAAGACUUGCCCUGUGGUGCAUGCUUGUUGGAGUCCUCAUAUAUUGGAAGAGAGCGUGGUUUUGCUGGAGAGUGGCCAGUUGUUUUUGUUUGAUUUGGAGAGUUGUGGCUCCGAUGCUGGUUUCAAGGGGACCAGGUUGAGGGUGCCCUGGAAUGAUUCUGGAGAGAGUAAGGUGUGGCUGAGUUGUGAGUUUAGUUGGCACCCCAGGAUUUUGGUUGUGGCGUGUUCCGAUGCUGUUUUCUUGGUUGAUUUGAGGCUGAAAGAGUGUAUUGUGAGUUGCCUGAUGAAGAUUGAGACGCUGAGAAGGUAUGCUCCAGACGAGAACGAGCGGUUUCUUGCGUUGUCAAGGGCUGCUCCGGACAACUUUUACUUUGCUGUGGCUUCUACUAGUGUUUUGCUUCUCUGUGAUGUAAGGAAGCCUUUGAUGCCGGUGUUGCAAUGGAUGCAUGGGAUUGAAGGGCCUAGCUUCAUGUCUGUAUUAAGUUUGUCUAAUUUGAGGUCUCACUCGAGGGAGGAUGCUUUUAAGUUGGCUUCUGAAUCUGGGUUUUGUAUUUUAUUGGGAUCUAUUUGGAAUUGUGAGUUCAAUACCUUCUGCUAUGGGUCUAUAUUACCAUUUCGUAAAGGAUCUGUUACUUCGAAGAUUAACCCAGCCAUCUGUGCUUGGGAGCUUCCGUUUGAGAUUAAUUUGUCUGGUCACGAGUGUCACUGUGGAAAAUGUCUUUUAAGGAAAGAGUUCUCAAAGGAUGCUCUUCCUGAGUGGAUUGAUUGGCAGCUAAAGAAAGAGAUAGUUUUGGGAUUUGGCAUUUUAAGCAAUAAACUUGCUGCAUUACUGUGUGAACCGGAUGAAAAUGGGGGUUUUACACUGAUAAGGCUUUCGUCAUCGGGAAGGUUUGAAUUGCAGAGAUAUCAUGCCUCUUGGGCUCAUGCCAGAGAUUUAGAAGAUUGCCACGAUCAAGUAUUGUGUUUGGAUAGACACUUACUGUAUCCCAUGAGUGAUGAGAAAUACAAAUUUCCAAAAAAUUUCAUCUACUUAAAAUUGGAUUACCUUUAUUCUUAUGCAAGUGGUAGACUUACUCAAUUCCUGGUUACAAAACUAGAAAAAAUCUGUAAGUAUGCCAAUGACGAGGAACCUUUUUGUGCAGAAGUGCAUGAGUUAUUGUGCGAAAAAUUAAAUUCUUGUGGGUUUGGCCAAUUAAGAUCCUGUCCUGCAGUUACUUCUGUUUUUAAUGAUAUCAAGCUACCAUCAAGCUUACAUGAGGUUGCCUUGAGAAGAUUGUGGGCUGACUUACCUAUGGAACUGUUACAGUUGGCCUUUUUAAGUCAUGCUAAAUGCCAUGAAGUUGUUGGAAAUCUGGACAACAAUAGGGUAGCAUUGGAAUUUUUAGCUGUUCCAGACCUCCCUCAAUUGCCUCCAUUCUUUUUAAGGAAAUCAUCAACCCACAGCAAUGAUGACAUUGUGGGUCCAAUUAUUCCUUUUCCUGUUCUUCUUGUGCUUAAUGAAUUUCGCAAUGGGUACUCAAAUUUGGAAGGAGGCGAAUUUUCAGUAGAAGCAGAGGUUGGCCUCAGAUAUAAAGAAGUUAUGCAGGUGGCUGGUGAGAUUGCUGUCUCAGCUUUUGGGCCUACACACCUUGAUGAACAUGCAGUCUCCCUUGCUGAGGAUGGAGAGGAAACCUGGGUUGGUUCUUCUAAACCAAGGUCUUUUAUGUUAUACCGUCCAGUUUCAUUCAAAUCGACUGCUGCAGACCAUGUACAGGAAAAGUUUGUUUAUAGUGAUACAAAUUAUGAUACAUUCAUUUCUCAUGUCCAAGAGAAGAAGUCCACUAAACAGAUUGAAUCUGUCGGCCAAGAGAUAUUUGAUGAUCUUUCCCCUGUUGCGUUGAGGUUUGAUGCUCCUGUGAAGAAGCUUGAACCUCUAAGUUUAAAGGCAUACGAUCUAUUGAAGAGACAGAUGUCUAAAUGGCAAGAAAGUUUUGAUUCAUAUAAGGAUUUUUGUAUUCAAUCUAGAUUUUGA
This is a messenger RNA of Sphenostylis stenocarpa, 2682 nucleotides long. Lineage: Eukaryota; Viridiplantae; Streptophyta; Magnoliopsida; Fabales; Fabaceae. The record is from the annotation of a GenBank genome assembly.